Messenger RNA from Populus euphratica (Euphrates poplar), 1009 nucleotides. Its product is annotated as E3 ubiquitin-protein ligase RHA1B. Gene Ontology annotation, biological process: protein ubiquitination. The transcript has a single exon. Gene Ontology annotation, molecular function: ubiquitin protein ligase activity; zinc ion binding. The record is from RefSeq and is a predicted model, not a curated record. NCBI's taxonomy places the organism in Eukaryota, Viridiplantae, Streptophyta, Magnoliopsida, Malpighiales, Salicaceae. The coding region runs from base 155 to 652 and encodes 165 amino acids.
UACCUCCAUCCCAAAACUGAAGCAGCUGAAGCAGAAGCUUCCCUUCUCUCUUCCCUUCUCUCUCAAUAAAUUCUUGAAGAAAGGCCCUUCUCUCUCCCAUUAUCUAUCAGAAAGAAAAUCCUUUUCUCUGUUUUCCUCUCCUUUUUUCAGCUAAAUGGGGUUUCCAGUUGGGUACUCGGAGGUUUUAUUACCCAAGCUGUUCGUUCACGCACUUUCCUUGCUGGGUUUCAUCAGGGGCCUCGUUUUGUGUCUUUUUACCUACGUGGGUCUCUCAGAUUUCCUUGAGACUGACAAUAUCUGGCCCGAUUACCCGACCCCAACGUCCUUCUACCCGUCUCUAUCGGCUGCCCUGAUCCGGGAAAUCUUGCCUGUCAUCAAGUUCGAGGACUUGAUCGGCGGAGAUGGUGGUUGUUGUGACUUGCCGGAGAGUUGUGCUGUUUGUUUGUAUGAGUUUAAAGGAGAGGACGAGAUCAGGUGGUUGAAGAAUUGCAAGCACAUUUUUCACAGGGCUUGUUUGGACCGAUGGAUGGAUCAUGACAGGAACACGUGUCCACUUUGUAGAACUUCGUUUGUGCCUGAUGAGAUGCAGGGGGAGUUUAAUCAGCGGUUAUGGGCUGCAAAUAGCGAUGAUGGUGAUUUUUACGAUGAAUAGAGUCCUGUUUCGGUUUCUUAGAGAGCUUGAUGAGGUUGUCUAAAGUGUAUAUAUACAUGGAGAUUUGGCAAUUCAGCCAAAUAAAAGAAUUUUUUUUUUUAAAAUGUUUUACUCUCAUGGCAUGAAUUUCUGUCAGUAUUUUAUUUUAUGUAUUCUUAACUAGUAAAAAGGGAUUGAAAUGCAUGAUUGAUGGUCAAUUUCUUGAUGCUGGGGUUGGACUUCAGGAGAAACGGGUCAGCUUCAUGAACUGGGUACACGAACCUUUUACCCAUAUGAUUAAUGGGUCGAUAUGAUUAGUGUGGGUCUCACAAAUAACAUUAAUUAUUAGCUUAAUUUGUUAAUCUACUCCUUGGUUUU